Leptopilina boulardi is the source of this 2243-nucleotide messenger RNA. RefSeq names its product bifunctional 3'-phosphoadenosine 5'-phosphosulfate synthase 2-like. The transcript is spliced from 8 exons. The record is from RefSeq and is a predicted model, not a curated record. Gene Ontology annotation, biological process: sulfate assimilation; 3'-phosphoadenosine 5'-phosphosulfate biosynthetic process. The coding region runs from base 181 to 2058 and encodes 625 amino acids. Gene Ontology annotation, molecular function: sulfate adenylyltransferase (ATP) activity; ATP binding; adenylylsulfate kinase activity. Lineage: Eukaryota; Metazoa; Arthropoda; Insecta; Hymenoptera; Figitidae.
GCAUUUAUUUUGUUCAAAAUAAUUUCUCAUAAAAUAAAGUAUUUUUUUGCAAAUAAAUUUUCAAUUUUUUAUUACGUGAAAAUUAUUUUUACUACAAAAAAGUUUCAGUUUCUUUUCGUUUUUUCAAAGAGUUUUCUAUUUUUUCCUAAAAAAUUAAUAAUAAAUAAUAAUUUUUUUAAAAUGCCUAGCUCAAAAGUGAAUGGAAAUUUUGUCUAUGAAAAUGGUUUCAAUAAUAAGAACGUUGCCACGAAUGUGACAAUCCAGGCUCAUCACGUGUCUAGGGUAAAACGAGGUCAAGCCUACGGUUCAGUUCAUGGCUUUCGAGGUUGUACUGUUUGGUUCACAGGACUAUCUGGCGCUGGAAAAACGUCAAUUGCUUUUCAACUUGAAGAUAAACUUGUUUCUCAAGGUAUUCCCGCUUAUGGCUUGGACGGAGACAAUAUACGAACCGGAUUAAAUCGAAAUUUGGGCUUCAGUAAAGCCGACAGAGAGGAAAAUAUACGUCGUGUCGCGGAAGUUGCAAAAUUAUUUUCAGAUGCUGGAAUGAUAACUCUCUGUAGUUUUGUCUCACCCUUUGAGGAGGAUAGAAGAAUUGCAAAACGAAUUCACGAUGAGGCUAAUCUUCCAUUUUUGGAAAUUUUUGUUGAUACACCACUAAAUGUUUGUGAGGCCCGUGACGUUAAGGGACUUUAUAAAAAAGCGAGACAAGGUAAAAUCAAGGGUUUUACGGGAAUUGAUCAAAUCUAUGAGAAGCCAGUGAGACCAGAUCUCACAGUGAAUACGGAAAAACUGACUCUCGUUGAGUGCACUUCAAUGGUGAUUGAACUUUUAGAAAAGCGUCGAAUUUUACCCAAGUUUUGUGAUGAAAUUGAAAAUUCACGUGUCACAGAACUUUUUGUCUCUGCCGAAAAAUUGCCAACUAUGAGAAUUGAAUGCGAGACAUUGGAAUCCAUUGAAGUGAAUGAGAUUGAUGUACAGUGGAUUCAAAUUCUCUCUGAGGGCUGGGCACAUCCACUCAAUGGUUUUAUGCGUGAAGACCAAUAUCUCCAGAGUUUACAUUUUAAUUUUUUGACUGAAACGGAAAAGGAGAUAAAUCAAUCGAUACCAAUUGUAUUAGCAGUGAGUAAUGAUGAUAAAAAUCGUCUUUUAAAUUCCUCGUCAAUUGUUCUUCGUUAUAAAGGGAAAGCAUUGGCUAUUAUGAGAAAUCCUGAAUUUUAUUAUCAUCGUAAAGAGGAACGAUGUUCAAGACAAUUUGGAACAAAUGACAAACGACAUCCUUAUAUUAGAUUAAUUUAUGAAUCAGGUGAUUGGUUGGUUGGUGGUGAAAUACAAGUUUUUGAAAAAAUCAUUUGGAAUGAUGGAUUGGAUCGUUAUAGAUUAACACCAAAUGAAAUUAUUGACAAAUGUCGACAAGCUGAGGCAGAUGCGGUUUUUGCAUUUCAACUACGAAAUCCAAUACACAAUGGACACGCACUUCUCAUGCAGGAUACGAGAAAAUAUCUUUUGGAGCAGAGAGGAUUUAAAAAGCCAAUUUUACUGUUACAUCCAUUGGGUGGUUGGACUAAAGAUGAUGAUGUUCCUCUUAAUGUAAGAAUACAACAGCAUUGCGCAGUUCUCGAAGAUGGUGUCUUGCAUCCCGACACAUUGUUGGCAAUAUUUCCAUGUCCUAUGAUGUAUGCUGGACCAACAGAGGUACAAUGGCAUGCCAAGGCAAGAAUGAAUGCGGGUGUUAAUUUUUACAUUGUAGGACGUGAUCCAGCGGGUAUGCAACAUCCUGAAAAAUCUUCAGUACCCGAUGGAAAUCUUUAUGAUCCCACUCAUGGUGCUAAAGUUCUUUCAAUGGCGCCAGGACUUGAUAAACUUGAAAUAAUACCCUUUAAAGUUGCAGCUUAUGAUAAAAAAUCGAAAAAAAUGACUUACUUUGACUCCAAUCGAAAAGAUGAUUUUGACUUUAUUUCCGGUACUCGGAUGCGAGGUUUGGCAAAAUCCGGUGAAACACCACCCGAGGGAUUUAUGUGUCCAAAAGCUUGGGAUAUUUUGUCACAAUUUUACCGUUGAGAAAUAAAAAGAAAUGAACACAUUUAUUUAGAGAAAAUAAAUAAUAUUUAAAAAUUAAGUUUAAUUGAAAUAAAUGCCUCAUGACGAAUUAUAAAUAAUUUAUUACGAACAUAUAUUAUUAUUAUUUUUUUUUAAAUAAAAAAAUUAAGUACAUAAUAAAUAAUUUUUUAACAGGAAAAAAAUAA